AUGUUGAACUCACUCCCUGCAGGGGUUCAGGACAUUGAGCGGACGAUAGUCUUUCGCCUUUACAUCGACAAUACGUUCGACGCUCACCUCGACGAGCUCCGCCUGUUCCAACGAGUUCUUCCCGCCUUCUACGUCCAUGCGUCAGCUACCGCUAGUGCAACCAAGGUCGAGUUCCAUUACGACUCGGACUCCUUCGAUGUCGCCAAGUGCCAGAAGCUGGUGGCAAGACUGGGCUUUGAGGAUGAUGUGAACGGAGACUUCACUUGCCAUGGUGAGUGGAUGAAUGCUGGUAGGGAGCUUCAGAGGGCUUUCGCUGAUGCUUUCAAGCGUAGCGACGAGCUGGUGGUGCCCGAGGACAACACGAAGCAAAGUCAAUCGCCGGGCAAGAGACUUGCGGGGAUAGACUUGCCGGUACAAAGUCCAUCGAAGCGACGGAAGGUGGCGUUCCUCAACCUUCCGGCGGAGACUGGAAACGCAAUCUAUAUCUUCAUGAUGCAGGAAGAAGAGAUGCACAUCCCUAUUGCCGGCGCUCCCAUGCGAGUACCUCCUCUUGCAGGUGCUUGCCGCCAGGUAUACCAAGAGUUUGCGGCCUUCUAUAGGAAGCACGCGAACAAGCACGCUCAAGUCGUGGUCGUCGACUCUCACAAUUUCGAAGACACAGGACGUCUGAACCUUCCGCUCUACCUCAGACGGCCAGUCUCGCGGCUUCGGCGGUUCGUGCUGCGAGUCACUCUGGACAACAACAUCAACAGUCUUAUGCACUGGAUCAGAAACCUUGCAAUCGCCACUGCUGAGCAGGGCUAUCCCCCCUACGAUAUCGAGAUUGACUUUGAUCCAGAAAGCUUCGACCAAUGGGCCUUCUUGGAGCGGCUGUCAGGGAUGGUCCCAUCUGUUGUGGCAUCUGCUAGCUUGAACGAGCCCCUUGACCGUCAAGCAAGGGCAGUUUACGAAGGCAUUCGAGAGGCUGUGCUUGGACGAACCGGUUCAUCACGGACGCCUCCACCGAUAUUGCGCCUACGUCCCGCGAAGCCUGAUGCAAAGCCGAAGCGAUCGACGGCUGAUGAAAGCAGGAAGGACCAGAGGAAGGAUGACGAAGGUGCUGAGGGCUCAAAGAGAAGUAAGUGA
Messenger RNA from Saxophila tyrrhenica, 1125 nucleotides. RefSeq lists its product as uncharacterized. The transcript is spliced from 2 exons. The coding region runs from base 1 to 1125 and encodes 374 amino acids. NCBI's taxonomy places the organism in Eukaryota, Fungi, Ascomycota, Dothideomycetes, Mycosphaerellales, Extremaceae. The record is from RefSeq and is a predicted model, not a curated record.